AUGGCCCACACAAAGACAAACACCCUUCUCACUCUCGCUGCGAUCCUGGUCUCCUCCCAGGCCCAAGCCUUCGGCCGCUUCCAACGAUCUCAACACAACAGGCGCCAGGACCGUGACGCCGAUGCUCAACAAGCUCGCCCAGCGAGUCCUGGCUGCCCGCCUCAAGUGACCAUCACGGAAACGGCCACUUUGCCCCCUACAACGGUGUUCCCAUCCAACCCCGGCCUGGCCUCAGUCAGCACACCCGGUGAAAAUGGAGGCAGCAGCACCGUCUGGACGGUCACCGAGACAGUCACAAUUCCCGGUACCACUAUCACCGUCCCAGGUAGCGCUGUAACCAUCCCAGGGAGCACUGUCACAAUCCCAGGGACCACCGUCACCGUCCCAGGCUCCAUCGUCACCGUCCCGGGAAUCACAAUCACCGUGACCGAGACCCAGCCCCCGGUGCCCCAGUCUCCCACACCACCGGGCAGCCAGGAGCCCACUCCCGAGCCGUCUGUCCCAUCGCAGUCCGUCCCAUCGCCGUCGGUCCCUGCCCCUUCAUCUGGCCUGUCUGAGCCGCCGCAGCCCUCGCCACCACCCCCAGCUACCGCAUCGCCGCCGCCCCCGCCGCCGCCCGCACACUACGGCAACGACACCACCGUCACCAUAGAGGUUCCGCCCACCGCCACCAGUCCGCCAGACACGCCGGGCACUACAGACACGCCAGGCACACCCGGCACACCCGGCACCCCAGGCACCCCAGGCACCCCAGGCACUACAGGCACUCCAGGUACUCCAGGCGCCCCGGGCACCACAGAAACUCCCAGUACUCCAGGCGCCCCAGGCACGACAGGCAUCCCAGGCAACCCAAGCACCCCAGAAUUCCCCACGGUCUGCGGGACGGUGACCGAGACCGUCAUCGACACGGUGACGCUGACCCCGGGCGAGACGACCCCGCUGCCGCCGCCCGCCGUCAUCACCAUCAUCAGCAGCGAACCGUCGCCCCCGGAGACCCCGAUCGAGACCGAGACUGAGGUUGUGUCGCCGCCCGUCGUCCCGCCCCCCGCCCUGACGACCGUCACCGUCCGCACCACGGCGGUGCUCAGCGGGCCCGAGCCCGAGAAGCCCACCGUCACCGUCACGAGGCGCCCUGGGUACGGCUACGAUGGUGGUGAAUGA
Molecule: messenger RNA, 1161 nt
Organism: Diaporthe citri
Lineage: Eukaryota; Fungi; Ascomycota; Sordariomycetes; Diaporthales; Diaporthaceae
Exons: 1
Coding region: 1-1161 (386 amino acids)
Source: RefSeq, a predicted model, not a curated record